UUAUUCACAAAAUAUUAUUCACAUUUGUACAGUCCAAUUACUUGGAGGUAUAUUUUAGAAAAAAUACAAAAUGAAAGCAUUCGUGGUAGUAUCUUGUUUGUUGGCUGUAGCAUCAGCUAGUUAUUGGGCACCAGCUCACCAUGGUGCACAACACAUUCCAGUAAUUGGACCACAUGGUGUUCCAUUAGAACCACCAGCAAAUGUAGCUGCUCGUGCUGCUCAUGCUGCUGCACAUGCCGCUGCCGGUGGUCAUGGACAUUAUGUCGCCGCUCCUGCUCUUGCUUACGGACACGGACACGCUGCUGCUGCUCAUGGAUUACCACACGAUACACCUGAAGUUGCUGCCGCUAAAGCUGCUCAUUUUGCUGCACAUGCCGCCGCUGCCGGACACGCUGGUCAUGGACUUUAUGGUGCUGCUAUCGCUACUCCAUACGCAUACGCUCCAGCUUUAGGACAUGGUCAUGGUGCUUUACCACAUGACACACCUGAAGUAGCUGCCGCUAAAGCUGCUCACCUCGCUGCCCAUGCAGCCGCUGCUCAUGGUGGUCAUGGUGCUGCUCAUGGAGCUUACGAUGAUGGUUCAUACCAUGGUGAUUAUGCUCAUGGACAUGGCGCUUAUGGUGCCUAUGAUGAUGGUCAAUAUCACGGUGAAUACGCUCAUGGUCAUGGUGCUUAUGCUGCCAAUGAUGAUGGUCAAUAUCACGGUGAAUACGCUCAUGGAGCUGGUUCCUAUGGUGCCUACGAUGAUGGUCAAUACCAUGGUGAAUAUGAUCAUCAUAGCCAUCAUGGCUGGUAAUUACUGUUUUCAUGAAACAACCUUUGUAAAUAUUUUCGAACAUGUGUACCUUGUGAUAGUCUAUUAUUUUUGUACAGUAUUUUGUAUUUUUUUUGAAAACUAAAAAAAAAAAUGUGAUUAAAGCUUUUGAGAAUUAAUAUAAUUACAUAUGUUUUCAUUUUUAUUGAAUCCCGAAAUAUUUCAUAAAGUCGUAGUUGAAUGAA
Molecule: messenger RNA, 999 nt
Organism: Chrysoperla carnea
Lineage: Eukaryota; Metazoa; Arthropoda; Insecta; Neuroptera; Chrysopidae
Product: histidine-rich protein PFHRP-II-like
Exons: 2
Coding region: 71-796 (241 amino acids)
Source: RefSeq, a predicted model, not a curated record